AGUGGCAAUCGGUAUCUUUAGGGUCGCUUGCGAGAAGUUUCCAGAAGUCAAGGGGGUCUCCCAUCGACACCCUUUUUCUAUGCCACCGCGGAUCACCAGCCAUUAUUGCUCCCAAUCGUCUCUCAAAUAAUCGAAUUCGGGUGCAGCGACGACGAUGGCGUCUGAUCUGGAAAAGCGAGCGAAAGAGGCGUUUGUCGACGAUAACUUCGAACUAGCCGCUGAUCUGUACACGCAGGCCCUCGAUGUGGAUCCGAAGAACGCUAUUCUCUUGGCUGACCGCGCCCAGGCUAACAUCAAGCUCACCAAUUACACUGAGGCUGUUGCUGAUGCGAACCGGGCACUGGAGCUGGAUCCGUCAAUGUCCAAGGCGUACUUUCGUAAGGGCAUUGCAUGUAUGAAGCUAGAAGAAUAUCAAACUGCGAAGACGGCUCUUGAAGCAGGUGCUUCUUUGGCACCUGGUGAUUCUAGAUUCACGAAGUUGAUUCAGGAUUGCGAUGAGCGCAUAGCAGAGGAAACUAAUAAUGUACCAAAAAAUGUGACGCAUGAUUGCUCGCCAAGCACUGUACCUCCUUCAGUUGGAUCUCAUUCAUCAGAUGCAACUGCCGACACUGUAGAAGAUGGUCCGGGACGUGACAAAUCUCGUCAGUUGUCGAUGGCAUCAUCGGUUAAACCAAAGUACAGGCGUGAAUAUUACCAGACGCCAGCUGAAGUUGUUUUGACCAUAUUUGCAAAGGCCAUACCGGCUAGAAAUGUGGCGGUUGAUUUUGGUGAACAGAUACUGAGUGUUACUAUUGAUAUCCUGGACGAAGAUCCAUAUCAUUUUCAACCACGUCUUUUUGGGAAGAUUAUACCUGAAAAAUGCAGAUACGACGUAUUGUCUACCAAAAUUGAGAUCCGUCUCGCAAAAGCUGAAGCUAUUAAUUGGACUUCUCUGGAAUUUAGCAAGGAGAAUGCAGUUCCACAGAAGAUACACGUAUCAUCAGGUCUUAAAAAUGAAAGACCCACAUACCCAUCUUCAAAAUCGACAGUUGAUUGGGAUAAGCUGGAAGCACAAGUCAAGAAGGAGGAGAAAGAGGAGAAGCUAGAAGGCGAUGCAGCUUUAAACAAACUAUUCCGUGAUAUAUACCAAGAUGCUGAUGAGGAUACAAGGCGUGCCAUGAGAAAAUCUUAUUAUGAGUCAAAUGGCACAGUGCUUUCCACAAAUUGGAAAGACGUGGGCUCAAAGAAGGUGGAAGGCAGUCCUCCUGAGGGUAUGGAGCUGAAAAAAUGGGAGUAUUAACUGUUCAGGCUGGAUUCUUCUACUGUAUCGUUAUAUGUGUCUUGUGUGGUGACAAUUUUUUAAUCAGUACAUUGUGACAUGUUUCGGGCAGAUUCUAAACUGCUGGUUGCAUCGUGGUCAUGGAAUCUUGGUGAGGUUUGGUAGUUUUCGAAGGCAUUUCUUAGUUUUCAAGGAAUGGUCAUGCAAAUCAGAUGACUCUACAGUUUGUCGUUGUGUUAAUUAUUAGAGGGUCUUAUCUCUA
Molecule: messenger RNA, 1520 nt
Organism: Magnolia sinica
Lineage: Eukaryota; Viridiplantae; Streptophyta; Magnoliopsida; Magnoliales; Magnoliaceae
Product: protein SGT1 homolog
Exons: 10
Coding region: 155-1279 (374 amino acids)
Biological process (GO): defense response to fungus; protein stabilization
Cellular component (GO): nucleus; cytoplasm
Molecular function (GO): protein-folding chaperone binding
Source: RefSeq, a predicted model, not a curated record